AUGCAAAAUGUUAAAGAAUGGCUCCGACAAACAGCCGUGGGCAUGGCUCACGUCCACCAACGAGGAUUUAUUCACCGAGAUCUGAAGGUAAAAUAAUUUUUUUCUUAGUAAGGAAAGAAAACUGUUCUUGGAAACAGUUGAAGAAGUCUGUCCAUGAUUUUUGUUUUGAAUAAGCUUAAAGCAAAGUUUUCAAUUUUUAAGCGUACUUAUUGGAGGACUUGAGAAAGUGAUUUUUUCUUAUAUCCUGUAGCUUUUCUAUUCAAAGAGUACAUUGGAUUGAAAGGAAAUUAUAAAGUUUGCUUUUAGGCUCUUUCUAAGCUUUUUUUAAGAAGUGGAAAGUAUGGAGAGAGUCUUACAAACAUCUUUUACUGACUGAUUAGAGUAAAUAAGUAGAUUGACAAAAGUGAUGCGUUGCGUACGCGGUGCGGCUUUUGGCGGAGAACUUACGGAAGCGUAACCAGGAAAAAAAGUGGGAAAAAUGACUUUUUUGAAUUUCCAAUUUUUAAAUCGUUCAACUUAGCUUUCUGAGAGCCAAAAAUUGAAAGCUAUUGAAAAACUUUCAAAAAAAUGAAGAAAAACAUGGAAAAAUGAUGGUUCACUUUUAGCUUCAAGUUUUCCGCCAAAAAACGCAACGCGUCACUCUGGCCAAUCUACCUACCUUGUCUUUGAAAUCAAAAAAAGGAUACACUGUUACUUAUGAACCUAUUUGAAAUAAUAGAAACAGCAAAGAGAGGAAUCGAAAGUAAUGAGAGCGAAAUGUUUUAUUUAUGCGUGGAAUUUCACUUCUAGUGUUUUGAAAGGUGUUUGCAAUAAUUUCCUCAAAUAAAUCCGAACUCUAUCAGUUUUAUACUAUAAAAAAGCCACAAAUUUUCAGCCUCGAAACAUCCUUUUUUCCGGUGACCCUGAUGAUGAAAAGAGUCACAUAGUUAUUGGUGACUUUGGACUGGCAACGGUCCCAAACUCGAAGAAAGCCGAGUUUCAUGACGCUUUCGGAAAAGAAGAUGAUUUUGCAACGAAUGAUCUCGGAACCUAUGAAUAUAUGGCUCCCGAGCAGGUUAAAAAACGCUUUCAAAAACUUCAAACAGUUUAAUUCAAGCGGGCUCGCGAAGAAAUCGACGAAAAAGUCGAUGUCUACGCAUUUGGCAUCAUUUGUUAUGAAGUCAUGUCUUCGUACGUCGAGCACUCGGAGCGAAAGGAAUUCUUGGAAAAAGUUCGCACUACCAAGGACGAUUAUUUCGAGGACGAUGAGGAAGCGGUAGGAAACUUGUAG
This is a messenger RNA of Caenorhabditis auriculariae, 1270 nucleotides long. The record is from the annotation of a GenBank genome assembly. Lineage: Eukaryota; Metazoa; Nematoda; Chromadorea; Rhabditida; Rhabditidae.